GGAAGUAGCACCAUAUCUGGUGCUGGUUAAAUCAGCCAUAGAGGGGCGGGCUAUCCAAAACACAGACAUCCCCGCCCCGGCACUCACCCCAUUGGUGGAACAGGGUGCCAAAGCCGGAGGGUCCUGAUCGAAGGGUCCAGUGAUUGGCUGCUCGGCUCUGAGUGUGCAGGCAGCGCAGCCUGUCCGUUUGAAUGUGCUGGGGACUGGAGGGGAUCAUUUCCAUGGACCAUCUGUCUCGCUGGCUACCCACACAACAAAGAAGGACCCAGGAUGGUGUUAGUACAUGUUGGAUAUCUGGUUCUCCCCGUCUUCGGCUCAGUUAGAAAUAGAGUAUCGAGGCUGGCUCUACAUUCCGCAUUUCUCAGACCUUUGUCCCCCUCCAUUGUGUAGCUAACGAUCAUCUGCUGCUGUCUGCCGUAGCCUCUGCCUGUUCUCUGCAUCUAGCUGUAUUGUGAACCCCUUCUUCCUCAUUUCCUCUUUCCAUCUGAAGACGACAUUGGCAUUAAAACCGAGUUCCCACUCAUACCGUAUCCUUCUGUGUAACAGACUAAAGAAUAACACCUUCUGUAGAGAAAAACACUCUGUCUUUUUUUAAACUGUCAUGUUGCUCUUCAGUGAAUAACCCAUUGUAGCGUAGACUUUACUACCGACUGUCAUUGUGAUUCCCCCAUUCAGUGUGGAUAGACUACAUUCUGCUGUAAAUUUCUGUAAAGUGGAUACAUUUUGAUCCCCUUCCCCUUGAUUCGAUUACAGCAAGGCUUGAUCGAACUCUUCUAAUAUUUGUCUCCAUCCCCCUAUUUGCAAAGGUGCAUUGUACCAGCAUGAAGUACAUGUAUAAUCACCUUCUCUUAAUCAUUUAAUUGAUAAUUCAACAAUUGGCUAACAUGUAUGGUGCUACAAUCACUGUUAUUUGUGUGAUGUUAUGGUCACCUUUUGAUGGUCCACUGCACCUAUUUCAGUAGAGUCCAAAUGGCUGCUCAUAAUCCUGUCAAGCCUUUGUUCCUGUUAGCUGAUUUGAUAAAUAGACGAGAAUCAGGUCUAGCUCAUCUUUCCAUUUAGAAAGAAACAAACAAAAUCUCCCCUUUUCAAUCCACUGUCAUGCACAGCCCCCCCCUCUAAAUUUUUUCCUUCUUACCUCCACAAUGCUAUCCAUUUUACAGGGAUGUGUAUAUCCUGCACUGCUGUAGAACUCCUUUUAGAAUGAAAAUGUCUUUUAUUCUUUGGUUGUGGUUUUCUACCUUCUGUUCUUGUAUUAGACCCUAAUGCAUGGUCAUUUUAUACUUUUUGUUUUUUCACAUUGAACAGCAGAUUCCAAUGUAAACUUUGUGUAGAGAUGUCCCUGCUAUACUGAACUGUGCUGUAAGCAUACACAUCUACUCAUUGGAUGCUGCUUCUGUUUUGUUAACCCUACAGAGAGCAUGGUCGGGCCUUGCCUUUGGUCUUUAUUUGCAUGGUAUUAUUAUGAUUAUAUCAGAGAUAUUACUCUUAUUAUUACUAUUAUCACACAGUACCACACAUACUAAUAUUUUCCAAUAAAGACUGUAGAUUUCUUUCUAACCUUCAGUGUGCUUUUUGCUGAUUUCCAUGUGUUCCUCCCCUUCCUCCUUCCACACUGUGCUGUCACUGAGACGGUCCCCUCACUUUUUAUGUGCUCUCAUUUCUCAGCUGUUAAUGACAGAUUUUUACUCAAGUUGCUGCUCCGCUUACUAUUGAGUAGGGGUAAACAAAAUAUAUCUCUUUAAAGUAUAAAGAAAACAAAAUCAUUUGUAUUCUGAAUCACAGUAGCAUUUAUAUUUCUUAUGACAUGUUAUCAUUACCUCCUACAGAACACAACAGCCUCCUUCACUUUCACUCAUUGGUGGUAAUUGGUGUUAGUUCAAAUUGGACACCAUUGGGCAAAAUGGACGGAGUACUCUUCAAUGGAGCACACUUCACCAGGCAUCAACACAGCCAUGCUACCUCCUGCCGACACUUUCAUUUGGGUGCUCCCCAGGCGCCCAUCUCAGCAGAGUUUCCUCUGGGUCACGCCAGCCAGCAGCCUCAGGCUAACCUGGCCACCCAUCUGCCCCCUGCGCACCACCCGCCACCGCCCCUCACUGCCCUGCCCGCACCCCCACAGUUCCAGGAUGUGCCAGGGCCACCAUUCCUACCUCAGGCCUUACACCAGCAAUACCUCAUCCAGCAGCAGCUUAUAGAAGCGCAGCACCGCAGGAUCCUACCACACUCAAGAAGAACCCAGGAGCGCAUCCCCCUGAACCCUCACAGACUGCGUUCAGGCUACGAGUACUCCCCACCCCUCCAUGUCCCUCAGCCAAUGACACAGCAGCAGCGCUACCUGGCCGAAGGCACGGACUGGGAUCUCAGCGUUGACGCCAGCCUUCCUCAUCAUCAGUACCAGCUCCAGCAGCUUCCGCAGCACUAUCAGCAUUACCUGGCCUCCCCUCGAAUGCACCACUUUCCCAGGAACACAUCAUCUGCACAAGUGGUUGUGCAUGAAAUCAGAAACUACCCGUACCCCCAACUGCACCUGUUGGCUCUGCAAAGUCUGAAUCCUUCAAGGCAUGCCACAGCUGUCCGAGAAAGCUAUGAGGAGUUGUUGCAGUUAGAGGACCGGCUCGGGAGUGUCAGCAGAGGAGCAGUUCAAACCACCAUUGAGAGGUUCACCUUUCCACACAAAUACAAAAAGAGAAAGCCACUGCAGAUGAAGAUGGAGGAGGAAGAAGCAGAUGUGGAUGAGAAGUGCACCAUCUGUUUGUCCAUGCUCGAGGAUGGAGAGGAUGUCAGGAGACUACCCUGCAUGCACCUCUUCCACCAGGGCUGCGUCGACCAAUGGCUGGCUACAAGCAGGAAGUGUCCGAUCUGUCGAGUUGACAUAGAAACACAGCUGAACCCCGACAGCUGAUGAGAUUCAAACCCCCUCCACCCUCUUCCUUUGUCAAUCACUCUUAUGUGGUUCCUGCUUUCUUCCACCCCCUCCUCCCCAUCGUAGGGUGCUUUUGCCAAAUGUCUCCAGAAAUCAUGUGACAUCACCACCCUACUUCUUCUGACUCACGCUUUAACUGAGCCAAGCCAGGACAGCACGAGAGGCCAAGGACUCUCAUUCUAAAGAAGCACAUCCUUCUGGAGGCAAAGAACACAUAAACACAGACACACACACAUACUCAUGUACACAGGGUUUACUUGUAGCUUGCUGGUUGUAAGUAGGGUGUUGUUGCUGUUGUGGUGUUGUACUGUAGGUAGCCCCGGGCUGUGUAGCAUGUCCUCAAAGCCAUGACUUAAUGUCCUGAGAGUGGAAAACACAUAACCCCACACUAAGCUGGCUACUUUUCUCUUACUCUCUCUUUCUAAAUAUAUAAAUAUAUAUACAAAUAUAUAUUUCUCUCUUUUAAACACACUUCGAUCAAAGUGAAUAUUCUGCCACACAAGAAUACCUAAAUGCUCUGAUGCCAUGUUUACCUAAAGAUCAUUUGUGGUCGUGGUAGAGUAGCAGUAACCAAUAAGUGAUAAUCUGGUGCGCUGUUGCUGCACUACUAGCUAAGUGUUUUAAUUCUAUCAUGCAGCUUUGACAUUUUGCAAUAUAUUUACCUUUGGUUGGUGUUGUGCGAGUAGGUCUCUUUCACUGCCGUGGAAGCCGAGCCAAGUGAUUGAGUCGUCGUGUGUUUUAAAACUUCAAUAGGUAGAAGGUGUUUUCGCCAAAAUGCAUUUUGUCACAGUGUAGCUUGAGCCUCGAACAGGUUUACGCGUGUGUGCUCUGCCCUGUUGUGUGCGUGACUCAAGGAAUGUGUUGAACUAAUGUGUGGAUGUUUAGAAAGUGCAGAUGUGAGUAUGUGUGUGCAAAACCUUAAACUUGCUGUAGGUUAACAGCACAGCCACUGUAGUGCUUAUUCAACACAAAGCCAAAAAAAGGAUGAAAAAAAGGAAGCUACUGUGCGCUGCAGAGGAAAGUGGGAGGAAUAUUUAGCUGCCCUUGUACCUGCAUCUUUUUCUGGCAUGGGACUAGUGGUAGAACAGUGUGUGCUUAAGAAAAAUGCAUGUUUCAUUGCCGACUCGGGCGGCUGCUUUGGUAGCGUUUCUGCAGUUUAAAACGGUACAGAGAUGGCUUUGCAUGACUUAGUUAAUCUAAGCUGUGACUAUCUUCUUAACACUAACAAACAAACAAAAAAUGAGCACGGUGUCAGUGGCUGCUCCUCUGACUUGUAGCGUGUGUUCAUAUGGUCCCUUUUGUGGCAGUGCUGGGAUCCUCUUUUUGAUGUUUACCUUAUUGCCUAAAGAACAAGCACAUGUGACAAUAGUUAUAUAGCAACAAACGAUUUUUCCUUGGUAUUGCAUUUGGUUUAUAUUUAGGUCUAGAUUCAUGCAGUGUUUCAGCAGAGAGGAGCUUACGUAUUGAUCUUGUGUAUUUGUGUGACAGACCUCCCCUUGUGGUUGCUAUGCUGGUUGCUAUGCUGUAUUGCUAGAACAUGUAGAAUGUGGUGAGACGGAGGCAGCCUGGCUCUCGCAGUGCACACAGACACUAGACGGCACAACCCCCUCUCUCACUAAAGCUGUGUUUCCACCAAAAGUACCCAAGGCUGUUAGUACCAAGGGCUACAUUUCUAAUAAUAGAAAGGUUCCUCUAGCUCAAAGUUGUUUGCAUGUUCACUGUGGUCUAAAAACCCAUGAUCAAACACCUUUGUCUGCUGAGAUGCCAAAGAAUCUCCUAAAUGCUAUGAGUACCAAUCAGAAAGGUUCAAAGCUGCAAGGCUAAAAUAGAGUUCAUGGAUCCCCAAAGUCUCAAAACUUAAGUCCUUGAGGAAAUUCCAUGCUGUGGAAAUUCAUUAUUUACCCAACAAGUUUUUUUAAAUUAAAUGGGGUACCUCGAGACUAUCUUUUUAGGGUUUACAAAGUUCCUCUAGCCCAUUAAGGGGUGGGGGGUCUUUCAAAUCAAUCAAAGUCCCUCAGUACUUUCAGUUCCUAGCACUUACUUUACACCUUGGACCUUGACAGAGAAGCUUUUAGUUCUUGGGGACAGUUCUUGAGGUGGAAAGACAGCAUUAGUCUGACCAGUUUGCUUUCUAUUAAGGGAUACCUUUGGGACCUAUACUGUCCAUGUACUGGUAAGUAAAGAUUUGCCUAGAACACUAUAUAACCAGGACUAGUUCUCCCUGUUUCGUGCACUGCCAGUGUUGACACUGCCUCCUCCUGUAGUGGAGUCAUCUGUGAUGAAGUUUUCAUAGUUUACACAGGGUGUUGUCAGUUGAAAUGCCUUAAGUAUUUAACAAUCAUAAUUUAUUACUAACUGUAGAUAUUGUGGGUCUGUAUUUAAUUUUAUAUAGUUCUCGUUGGUGGGGGGACUGAAUCAUAAUUUAUUUAUUUAGAAAUAACACAAAAAUGCUAUGAAAAAACAAUUACCUCAUUUUUGCAUUGUUUUAAAUGGGAAUGCUUUGCAUGCAGUUGUACUAUUUGGAACACUAAAGUUAAAGACGCCCUGCUGUUUGAUCUCCACAAGCUGGCUGUGCCAUGUUUACUGUCCAACGCUGAGCUACUGAGCCCGCUCUCCGUCUCUCUCUCUCUCUUUCUCACUCUAUCUCUCUAUCUAUCUAUCUAUCUAUCUAUCUAUCUAUCUAUCUAUCUAUCUAUCUAUCUAUCUAUCUAUCUAUCUCUAUAUCUCUCUCUCUCUUUAUCUGUCUCUAUCUUGUGUGGUGCUGUGGAUCUUGGUUACAUUCCAUUCAAUGCAAUUUAUCUGAUCCCCCAUGCUGUGAUGUAGUGGACAAACUGCAAUGAAGUGAAUUUUUUUAGUUUGUGAUUUUUUGUUUUGCACUCACUUGUUUAACUAUGGGAACCCUCUCACUGGCAAAAAAAGUUAGUAUAGAUAAUUUUGAUAUUAUCUCUUAGAACAUGCUUUUUAUUUUGUAUGCUCUGCUUAUCACAAUGCACUAUCGGUCUUAAUGAUCAUCAGUGAAGCAUGUUCCUCUAUUUUAACUCUUUGUAUCUUUCUGAUUUGCGUCUACCUUGUGUUUCUCUUUGUUAGACUUUAGCAUAACAAGUGCCUCGCUUUAAGUGUUAGUAGUUAUUUCAAUCUUCCUGAAACCAUCCGAAACAAUCAGUCCAUGAAGCCACCAUGCCUUAUCGGUUUCAUGAUAUAUUCAAAUGAAGGAGCUAAGACAACAUCUGACAGGUAUGUACAAAAGCCAUUACCCUCAAAAAAUUCAAGAAAAAAAAGCUGCUGAUUUGUAAUGCUGUAGCAUUACAUAUUGUGAAAAUUGUUCUUUAAAGAGGCGUAUUUCACUGUGGGCUUUACAAAUACCACAGAAAUUCUACUUUAGUUCAUGUUCGUUUCAGUUAUUUUCCUCCUUUUUGCUACUCUUUCCUUGUUUUACCGUCCAUCUAUCCUCUCAGAAUCUAUCCUUUGUUUCCUUUCACACUCUAAAAGGAACGCAAGGAUUAUAAAGCACAACCUUUUCUAAAAAUGCAUGUUUUCUCAGGUUUCAAUAGUCUCAAUGGUUUAAUAGUAUAUGGUGAAAAUGUAUACAAAGAAUAUAACAUAAAAAGAUAUGAAUUUUGUUGCUGUUUGAAACUAACAAACAAAGCUGAAGAGAAAAUAUCCCAAAAAGUGCCAGUGAAAGGGCUGCCGCCAUCCUUGUAUGAAAAUCUGCUGUUUUAGCUGUGACUGCGCAAUGUUUUUCAAUAUAGGAUAUUUUAUCGGAAAGCAGAACUAUUUAUCAUUAAUAUUAAAGCAAUAGCGCAUUAAAUGAUGAGUGUUGAUGAAGAAAUGGAUGAGCAUACUAUGCGUAAAUAUUAGAUUCACGUGGUGGAAUUUUGUACUUUAUUUAUUAUUACUACUAAUAAUGAUGAUUUUAAAAGUUGCAUUGCUAAACCCAAACCGUUCUUUUUUUGUUUCUUAAUUUGAAUUUUAUUUCAUGGCUUGUAUAUUAUCCUUUUGUAUGUGCUCUUUUUGUAAUAAAUUGGAUAAAAUG
Messenger RNA from Notolabrus celidotus (New Zealand spotty), 6956 nucleotides. It is a transcript of the gene ark2ca, whose product is annotated as ring finger protein 165a. Bases 1805 to 2902 code for a protein of 365 amino acids. The transcript has 9 exons. Lineage: Eukaryota; Metazoa; Chordata; Actinopteri; Labriformes; Labridae. The record is from RefSeq and is a predicted model, not a curated record. Gene Ontology annotation, molecular function: zinc ion binding; ubiquitin protein ligase activity.